AUUUAACUUCUGUAACAUGGGGCUGGUUCAGUGACACUGCUGCUGGGUCAUGUGGGCAUUUGGCUCCUUGGCAGGUAGCAGCAGUGAGCAGCAGGCACUGGCUCAUUCAAAGGACAUGGCUGCCUUCCUCUCCAGCCUGGUUCAGUUCCGGGGCCUACUUCAGAUGAUCUUAGUGCUGGGAAUUGGGGGCAGUUUCCCAUAUGGAUUCCAUAUUUCUGUCAUCAACUAUCCUUCUGUGCACAUCAGGAAGUUCAUCAAUGAAACGUGGAUAGAUCGCCACGGCUCUGCCCUCCACCCUGACACAGUCAUGCUGCUGUGGUCCUUCAUUGUGUCUGUCUAUGGCAUAGGAGGGUUCCUGGGCAGCCUCUGCUGUGGCUACCUGACUACAAAAUACAGAAAGAAAAAGUGCCAAAUGUUCACCAACCUGAUCAUGUUGGUAGCUGCACUUUUCAUGGCCCUCAGCAGAACAGCCAAAUCCUUUGAGAUGAUUCUGGUUGGGCGCUUUCUCUACGGCAUUGGUGCAGGUUUUUCUCUCAACAUACAUCCUCAGUAUGUAGGAGAGAUUUCACCCAAGAAGCUGCGUGGUUUCACCAACGCCACUGUUGCUGUUUUCCUGACCCUGGGGAAGCUCACAGGACAGCUUGUUGGACUACGGGAGAUUUUAGGAAGCGAAGCUUUGUGGCCAUGGUUGUUAGCAUCUAGUGGACUUUCAGCAUUGCUUCAACUGGUUACCCUCCCAUUUUUCCCUGACUCACCAUCCUACCUCCUGAUACAGAAGGGUAAUGAGGAAGCCUGCAGGAAAGCCAUCAGGAAGCUCUGGGGGGAAGGAGACCACCAAGCAGAAAUUGAUGACAUUAUGAAGGAGAAGGGCGCCGUGGCGAGCACCAAAACCUUGCGUGUCCUUGAAGUGCUCAAAGAGCGAUCCCUGCGCUGGCAGCUCUACAUCCUGCUGAUCGUCAUGACCACGCUGCAGCUCUGUGGCAUAAAUGCAAUCUACUUCUAUUCUUUUGAAGUAUUCCACACAGCCAAGUUUGAAGAAUACCUGAUCCCAUACGUGUCCCUGGGGGUUGGGCUGUGUGAGUGCUUGUCCUCCAUACUGUGUAGCACCCUCAUAGACCGCUUUGGGCGGAAGGUGCUGCUCUGGGGCGGGUACCUGCUGAUGAGCUCUGUGCUGGCACUGCUCACCACCACCCUGUCACUGCAGCAUCGCUUUUUCUGGAUGCAUUACUUCAGUGUUAUCUUGAUCUUCCUCUUCGUUGUCUUCUUUGGAAUUGGACCAUCUGGAGCCACCAUAUCUGUGAUGGUUGAAAUCUUCAGCCAGUCAUACAGACCAUCAGCCUUCCUGAUUGUUGGCUGCAUCAACUGGAUGGGACUCUUUGUACUUGGGAUGAUUUUUCCAGUGAUUGUUGAUAACCUUGGACCCCUCUGCUUCCUCAUCUUUUUGGGAAUCCUUGUUUUAUCAGCAAUUUUCAUCUACCUGUAUCUUCCUGAGACCAAGGGAAAAUCAAUCAUGGAAAUAAAAACAGAAUUCAACAAGCUGAACUUUGGGAAAAAAGAAACCUCUGUCACUGAAAAUAACCUUCCUAAGGAACAGUUGCAUUGCACCAAGCUCUGAAUGUUCAGGGAAGAAAUUUGCAUCCCUUAGAAAAGACAGGAAACAAUGUUGCAACAGAACUAAAAAGGAAACAUUAAAAACAGACUGCAAGCUC
Molecule: messenger RNA, 1709 nt
Organism: Melospiza melodia melodia
Lineage: Eukaryota; Metazoa; Chordata; Aves; Passeriformes; Passerellidae
Product: solute carrier family 2, facilitated glucose transporter member 11-like
Exons: 12
Coding region: 50-1615 (521 amino acids)
Biological process (GO): monosaccharide transmembrane transport
Cellular component (GO): plasma membrane
Molecular function (GO): hexose transmembrane transporter activity
Source: RefSeq, a predicted model, not a curated record